AUGAUAUUGCGUGAAAUACGACACCGGAUUAACAUUCAUACAGAAUCAAAUUUACCCGAAGUACAAGUGAUUAGUUUAAUAAACGAAACAUUACCACGUUAUACCUUACGUGCUGAUACAGAAUUUUCGUGUUCAAAUCAAGAUUUUAUACAAACACCAAUUAUUAAUAGUUCAGACAUAGAAGGAUUUUCAAACCAAGAAAUACAAUUAACACUCGAUUAUUUUCAAGCCGUUACAAGAUUGUUGGAAGAACGUGAACGAGAUUUAAAUAUAGCUGCUGGAUUUGGUAAAAUAUUAUUAGAAAGUAAUGAUCAAUUGAAACAACAAGUCAGUUUAUUAGAACAAGAUAUUGAUCAAACAACGGAAAUGGUUCAACAAUUGAAACAUGAUUUAUUACUCAAAGAUCGUUUAAUACGUUUUUAUGGUGACAUGGAAUUGGAUAUGAUACCUCCAGAGGAAAGACAUUUUGACAAUCAUCAUUUUGAACAAAAAAUACGUAAUUUAGAAUAUGAAAAUCGUGAAUUACGAUCGGAAACAUUACAAUUGAGAUCAGAUACAGAUACAUUUGAUCAAAAAGAACGAAAUCUUGUCAAUAAUUGUGUAAAUGCACUUGCAAAUGCUAAUGCACAAGUUGAUCAUUAUCAACAAGAAUUCAUUAAGAAAAAUGAUGAAAGUAAUCGACAACAGGAAGAAAUAAAAAGAAUAACAUACGAGAUGCGUGAAGUACGUCGUCGUUUGCUUCAAUUGAAAAAAGAAAAUGAAGAAUUGAAAGUAUUACUAUCUCUAAGUGGAAAAAGCAAACAAGAAUAUGAAUUAAGAGAACUUGAGAAAAAUUAUGAAGAUUGUGUAGAAAAGUUACAUAAAUCACAAUCCGAAGUACUCAUACUACAACAACAAGUUUUAACAGCACAAUUGCCUUCAUCAUCCACAAUAGUCAAUGAAAAUUGUCAUCAUCAUACUCAACACACAUUAUUUUUAUCACCGACAGAUUAUGCUAAUUUUAUGGGUAUGGAAAAUUCGUUAAAAUAUGAAUUUGAAGAAGUUGAUAUUGAUCCAUAUGAAUUGUAUCCUACACCAGCUACAGAAACCUCAAUAAAAUUUGAUGAACAAAAUUAUAAACGUCUAAAAUGGCGAAGUGAUACAGAUGAUUCGUCGAUUAAUGAUUCAGCAUACAGUGAUACUGAAAGUUUAAGCAGUGUUUGGUCUUGUCGUCACCGUGAAUUCAAAGAAAAAUUGGAUUCAGAUCAACAGAACAGAUUAACAACGUCAACCUCAUCGAUGCCAGGACCGCGGAGAUUACCAGCAUCAUUAUGUUCACGAUUACGACUUGUGAAACGUUUGGAAGGAUCGGCAAUGUUGAAACGUUGGCAAGAACUGGCGACUCCCUCAUUUUCAUCUUGUCUUCAAUCGAUACCGGGUGUUUAUACGCGAGCUGAAAUUUUGCAAGGCUUGAAAGAAGAAGAUGAGACAAACAUGGAUAAUGACGAAAGAACAGUUAAUGAUACAACUCUUGAUUGUCCCUCAAAAGAAAAAUGUCAAGAAGACACGUCGACAUUUUUAACCGAUGGAACAAAACGUACAACUUUAUUACAGUUGCUUAAAGAUCAUGAUUUAACAGCUAAUACAUUUGAACAAAUUGAUCAUUCCCCAACUACUGACUCAGUGUCAUCAUAUGUGACAGCAUCAACUAAAAUAGAUCUGAUGAAAGACAGUCAAAAAAAUUUAUUAUCAUCUCAUAAUAAUGUUUUGUCAUCGUCAUCUAGUCAUUCGAUUUCAAAACCAACCACUUUAAAUCUCAACCUAUCUCCUUCUCUAGUAAUGGAUCCAGAUGAUGAUAAUUCAUCUCCUGAAACACCACCAUCAACUCCAAUUCAAAAUUCAUAUUUACAAACAAAUGUAUUAUUAAAUCAAGUCAUGCAACGUCUGAUCGGUCUUUCAUUUCGUACAAUUCAAUCCUUAACUUCAUCUUUGUCAACAAAUGUUUCAUCAAAAGAAGAUACACAGACUCUUACUUCUCCAAUAACAACAAAAACUUCAGAUAUUUGUCCAACACCUCCAUCGUCACCAACAUUCGAACUAGUAACACCAACACCUAAUACAGCCAAAAAAAUUAUGAAAACAAGUACAUUCAUACGUGUAUCAGCUUUAAAUCCAUAUACGAAUAAAUGUGUACGUGAUGCUGUUGCCCAGUCUGCAUCGCCAAAUGAAGUAUCACCUGCUUUGGCUGAAUUUACACGUAGUUUAAAAUGGAAAUAA
Molecule: messenger RNA, 2256 nt
Organism: Didymodactylos carnosus
Lineage: Eukaryota; Metazoa; Rotifera; Eurotatoria; Philodinida; Philodinidae
Source: the annotation of a GenBank genome assembly